Molecule: messenger RNA, 648 nt
Organism: Pelobates cultripes (western spadefoot toad)
Lineage: Eukaryota; Metazoa; Chordata; Amphibia; Anura; Pelobatidae
Source: the annotation of a GenBank genome assembly
AUGGCCUUUUUUUGUUCAACUCUGCAUGCUACUGGACCGAAAAGACCACCUAACCAGACCAAUGGCACCAUCACAGCUCUGGCUAACCCUGCUCCUGUUCCAGAGCCUCAAAAGGAGGCUGCUGUGGUUACCUUCCAAUCCCCAGCCUCUGUCUCCCCUAACAUUUCCUGCUCCAACAGAGAGGAUCUGUCUCCAGGCUGUGUAAUUGCCUCCAAUGGAACCAUGGUCCGCAGAGAUCUAAAUGCCUUUGAACAGGCUCUUAAGGCCAGAGCUGCAUCUCCUUCUCGCCUCCUUGCCUCCACUUCCUUCUCGAAGAAUCAUAACCGGCAAAAUGUUCCAACACUCUCGGAUCCUGAUGAUUCGGAUGCCUAUAGAGACAUGGCGUCCUUGUUUGAGCCUAAACUGGAUCACCUUUACAACGAACAGUCCAGUAGUUCAAAAGCACCAAAGUCUACAGAACCGUUCACUAUCAAAGCUGGUCUCAUAAAUAAGACAAAUGAACCGAUCCUACAGAAAAAAGCUAAAAGUGUUUACUGUAACGCUACCAAUUCCAAACUGUCCGCUGAUCUGACAAGUUCUCACCCUUUCUCUAUCAUCAGAAGAGAAGACCUUGAGUUAUUUCGAAUCAGCUAUACUUACCAGAGAUAA